Molecule: messenger RNA, 2145 nt
Organism: Cajanus cajan (pigeon pea)
Lineage: Eukaryota; Viridiplantae; Streptophyta; Magnoliopsida; Fabales; Fabaceae
Product: sterol 3-beta-glucosyltransferase UGT80A2
Biological process (GO): carbohydrate metabolic process
Molecular function (GO): UDP-glycosyltransferase activity; hexosyltransferase activity
Source: RefSeq, a predicted model, not a curated record
UCUUCUCCUUUUCCUUUCCCAUUUCUCCAAAAAGCCAAAAGCAUCAAACGAUACCUUCCCUUCCCCACGCAUUCUCCCAUGGCCAACCACCACCACCGCGCCGCCUCCUCCUCCAGCGACAUCUCUGUCUAUUUCGACGCCCACGCCGCCACCUCUUCUUCCGGGCGUGUUGCCAGGGAUUCAUCCGCCGCCUCGCGUGACGCGCCUGCACCUCAACCUCAACCGCCGCCUGAUCAGGUUAACGAUGACAAUGCUGUUGCCGCUAAGGGAGGCAGUGCACUGGCGCUUGCUAAGUUCCUCGAUGAGAAAGUUCCCUUCAAGCAAAAGAUGCGAUGGAUAAAACGGGCUUCCGUACUUAAGGAUGACGGUACAGUUGAAAUUAAAGUUCCAGGAGCAGGAGGUAGCGUUGAGCCUGAUGUUAAACACCAUGAAUCUCAUGAUGGUUUUUCGGAUGCAAUACACAGUCAGGAUAUUCAGCCAAUUCAACCACUUCAAAUUGUAAUGCUUAUAGUUGGCACACGGGGAGAUGUCCAGCCAUUUGUUGCCAUGGGGAAGCGUCUGCAGGAAGAUGGACACAGGGUUAGGAUAGCCACUCAUAAGAACUUUGAAGAUUUUGUCUUGAAUGCAGGCUUGGAGUUUUACCCUUUGGGUGGAGAUCCCAAAGUUCUUGCUGGUUAUAUGGUCAAGAAUAAAGGCUUCUUGCCAUCAGGACCUUCAGAAAUACAUAUACAAAGAAAUCAAAUCAAGGAUAUUAUUAAUACUUUGCUUCCUGCAUGCCACAGUCGUUACCCAGAGUCUAAUGCCCUAUUUAAAGCAGAUGCGAUAAUUGCCAAUCCUCCAGCAUAUGGGCAUACUCAUGUUGCUGAAUAUCUAAAAGUUCCACUUCACAUAUUCUUCACAAUGCCAUGGACGCCUACUAGUGAGUUCCCACAUCCUCUUUCCCGUGUUAAGCAACCAAUUGGCUACAGACUGUCAUAUCAAAUAGUUGAUGCUUUAAUCUGGCUUGGAAUUCGAGACUUGAUAAAUGAGUUUAGGAAGAAGAGGCUGAAGCUAAAGCCUAUUACUUAUCUAAGUGGAUCUUACACGCACCCCUGUGAUGUGCCCCAUGGUUAUAUAUGGAGCCCUCACUUAGUCCCUAAGCCAAAAGACUGGGGAUCCAACAUAGAUGUCGUUGGAUUUUGUUUCCUUGACCUUGCUUCAAAGUAUGAACCACCAAAAUCCCUAGUAGAUUGGCUUGAAGAGGGAGAGAAACCUAUUUAUGUUGGAUUUGGUAGCCUUCCUUUGCAGGACCCAGAGAAAAUGACACAUACCAUAAUUGAAGCUCUGGAAAAAACAGGGCAGAGAGGUAUCAUCAAUAAAGGCUGGGGUGGUCUUGGGUCUUUGGCAGAACAAAAGAAAUCUGUGUAUUUAUUGGACAACUGUCCGCAUGAUUGGCUGUUUCCCCGAUGCUCCGCAGUGGUACAUCAUGGGGGUGCUGGAACAACUGCCGCUGGUCUUAGAGCUGAAUGUCCAACAACUAUUGUACCAUUCUUUGGGGACCAACCGUUUUGGGGAGAGCGGGUGCAUGCAAGAGGAGUAGGUCCUGCACCGAUCCCGGUGGAUGAGUUUUCACUGGAAAGGCUUGUUGAUGCCAUACAUUUUAUGCUGAAACCAGAGGUGAAAAAGCGUGCUGUUGAACUUGCUAACGCCAUGAAAAAUGAAGAUGGGGUGCUAGGAGCGGUUAAAGCCUUCUAUAAACAUUAUCCGAGCGAAAAAUCAAAGUGCGACAAGUUCAAGCAAUUAAACUCCACAGCCGAUCCCCGGCCAAUGCAUAAAUAUUUCUCUAUACGAGGAUGCUUUAGUUGCAGUAAAUCUUAUCUGGAUAAAUAACUUUAUGCAUUUUGCUGAGCUGUAACAUGUUUGUUGUUCAGUCUAAUUCUUAUAUGUAAGCAGUUGUGAGAAGUAAAUUGCCCUGGUGAUUUUGUUGAGCUGCUCCAGAAGCAUUUCUGAAGGUUCCAUUAUAUAGUCCAAUUUACUGUCAAGAGCUACUUUACUUUCUUCUUUAACAUCAUGUUUGUGUCAUAUUAACAUGAACCAGUGUUUUGUAGAAUACAACUAAUCAAUCAUAUUCUUUGGAGAAAAAAUUUGCAAAUUUUUUUUGGGUUA